GCUCAGGCUCUGGCGCAGGGUCAGGAGGGAGAUCUCCUCAUACUUGAUCAGCGACAGCGGGAGCUAGGGGAGACAGGGCGAGAGGCCGUCUGGGAUGUAGACGUCAAUGAGAUCCUGAGAGUCGAAUGCGUGGAUCUGGCCUUGAUAGGUAGCCACGUUGGAUGGGGGGAGGAAGGGGAGGAACAAGAGGUCAAAACUGAGGUCCCUAGGGUAGCAGAGGCUGGCUUAUAUACAGGGGAAGAUAAGGGCAGGCUGUGCGCAUUGGUCUGUGCGCAGUAUGCUGACGUGGCCCCAGGGGCCGGUAAGUCAGAGUGGCUGUGUCAGCGGAGCCCGAGCUGUGCCGUGCACUGCCGCCCCAUCUAA
Molecule: messenger RNA, 363 nt
Organism: Postia placenta MAD-698-R-SB12
Lineage: Eukaryota; Fungi; Basidiomycota; Agaricomycetes; Polyporales; Adustoporiaceae
Exons: 4
Source: RefSeq, a predicted model, not a curated record